Molecule: messenger RNA, 2123 nt
Organism: Condylura cristata (star-nosed mole)
Lineage: Eukaryota; Metazoa; Chordata; Mammalia; Eulipotyphla; Talpidae
Gene: FRS3
Product: fibroblast growth factor receptor substrate 3
Exons: 7
Coding region: 234-1721 (495 amino acids)
Biological process (GO): cell surface receptor protein tyrosine kinase signaling pathway
Cellular component (GO): cytoplasm
Source: RefSeq, a predicted model, not a curated record
CGCAGCCCCAGCAGCCGCACCGGGUGGGUUCGGGAGGCCCUUGGAGCGCUCCGGCCUGGGACGCGCGGUGAGCCCUGGGUGUGUCCCAGAGGGAUCCACGUGACUUCUCUGUAGCCUGCUUGUCAUCAUGCCCCACCAAGAACGGGGAGAGUAAGUGGGGGUCAUUCCCCAUGCCCCUCCCAUGGUCAGCUCCCCGAUGGCCUGGGUGAGGGUAAGCUGUCUGCUCUGACACCAUGGGGAGCUGCUGCAGCUGCCUGAAUAGAGACAGCAUCCCAGACAACCACCCCACCAAGUUCAAGGUGACAAAUGUGGAUGACGAGGGGGUGGAGCUGGGCUCUGGAGUGAUGGAGCUGACGCAGAGUGAGCUGGUGCUGCACCUGCAGCGGCGUGAGGCCGUCUGCUGGCCCUACCUCUGCCUGCGGCGCUAUGGGUACGACUCCAACCUCUUCUCCUUUGAGAGCGGCCGCCGGUGUCAGACGGGCCAGGGGAUAUUUGCCUUCAAGUGCUCCCGGGCUGAGGAAAUCUUCAACCUCCUGCAGGACCUGAUGCAGUGCAACAGCAUCAAUGUGAUGGAAGAGCCGGUCAUCAUCACCCGCAACAGCCACCCGGCUGAGCUCGAGCUCCCCAGGGCCCCCCAGCCUCCCAACGCUCUAGGCUACACUGUCUCCAGCUUCUCCAAUGGCUUCCCCGGCUGCCCGGGAGAGGGCCCACGAUUCUCAGCUCCCCGGCGCCCCUCAACCAGCAGCCUGCGACACCCCUCGUUUGGGGAAGAGUCCACCCAUGCCCUUAUUGCCCCUGAUGAGCAGUCCCACACCUAUGUCAACACGCCGGCCAAUGAGGAAGCCCACCGCCGGAGCCGGCACUGCCUACAGCCCCUGCCUGAAGGGCGGGCGCCCUUCCCCUCGCAGACCCGGGCCCCCGGCCAGCGGGACCCGCAGGUGUUCUUGCAGCCAGGCCAGGUGAAGUUCGUGUUGGGCCCAACCCCUGCGCGGAGGCACGUGAUGAAGUGCCAGGGCCUCUGCCCCAGCCUGCAUGACCCCCCACCCCACAACAAUAACAAUGAGGGCCCCUCUGAGUGCCCAGCCCAGCCCAAGUGCACCUAUGAGAACGUCAGCGGAGGGCUGAGGCGAGGGCCCGGCUGGAGACUGAGCCCGGAGGAACCGGGCUGGAGUGGCCUUGCCCACCGCCGGGCUGCCCUGCUGCACUAUGAGAACCUGCCCUCCCUGCCCCCAGUGUGGGAGAGCCAAGCCCAGCAGCUGGGGGAGGAGGCCGCGGGUGAUGGGGACUCCAGGGAUGGGCUCACGCCCUCCUCCAAUGGCUUUCCGGACGGCGAGGAAGACGAGACCCCGCUGCAGAAGCCCACCAGCACCCGGGCUGCUCUCCGCAGCCACGGCAGCUUCCCUGUGCCGCUGAACCGCCGCCGAGCCUCCCCUCGUGUCUUCAACUUCGAUUUCCGCCGGCCUGGCCCCGAGCCCCCAAGGCAGCUCAACUACAUCCAGGUGGAGCUGAAGGGCUGGGGUGGAGACCGCCCCAAGGGGCCCCAGAACCCUUCAGCUCCCCAAGCCCCCGUGCCCACCGCCCACCCUGCCCGCAGCUCAGACUCCUACGCCGUGAUUGACCUCAAAAAGACCGUGGCCAUGUCCAAUCUGCAGAGGGCUCUGCCCCGAGAUGAUGGCACUGCCAGGAAAACCCGGCACAACAGCACCGACCUGCCUCUGUAGGGACGUCCCGCCUCCCCCGCGGCCCAGCUCCGCCUCGCUCCGCUCUGGACCCACGCACCCCAGGGCGCAGGGUUGCUUCGCAGGAGGGCACUGAGGUGGGACCGAGGCUUCCCCGCGCCGGCCAGGUCCCAGAGGGGGCAGCCAGAGUCUCCUGGCCUCCAAGAGGAGAGAAGUGGCCGGCCGGGAGGGAGCCCACGUCGCCUGUGAGGGACUGUGAGGGGCCGUGUGAUUGCAUUUAGCGCCCUCCGAGCGUCCAUUGUCUUGUCUGUCUGUGUGUUUUUUUUGGUUGAAAUUUUGAAACAUUUUGUACCUGUUGAUUUUAUUUAUCAGUUUAUUUUUCUAUUUAUUGUUUUAAAUGUAACUUAACAUAUUUAUUAUUAAUAUAAUUAUUUUUAAAUUCUG